UGGCCGCCCUCGAGACAGCCGGUGCCGCUGGGUGAGGAGGUGCCAUUGGCCCCUUUGACCUGCUCUGGAGUGGAUGAACUUGAAAUCCUCCUCAGCUUUCCGGUCGGAGCACAGCUUCCACCACCACAGCCGCUCCUCAUCGCCCGCUUGCCCCAUGGAGCUUUUUGGGAGCUUCGCCAGGCCCCACGAGCCGAUGGGCUUCCCAGCUCGGCCCAGCACCAAUGGCAACGUGAAGACCCUGGGCAACACCUACCAGUUCACAGUGGAUGUCAGCGACUUCGCCCCUGAGGACAUCAUUGUCACCACCUCCAACAACCAGAUUGAGGUGCACGCUGAGAAGCUGGCUGCGGAUGGCACCGUCAUGAACACCUUCACCCAUAAGUGCCAGCUGCCCGAGGAUGUGGAUCCCACAUCGGUGUCAUCCUCGCUGGGGGACAACGGCACGCUGACCAUCCGCGCCGUGAGGCAGCCGGCUAAACACAGCGAGCACGUCCAGCAGAUCUUCAGGACUGAGAUCAAAAUCUGAGAGGCCGGGGGCAGCGCCAGGGCCGGGCCUUUCCCCUGCCCCGUGGGUAGAUUGCGGGGUGCUCCCUUAUUUAUCUAGCUGUCUGUCUGCUCCCCGGCAAGCUGGCUGCCACCCCGCUGGUUUGGGAUGGAGGGGAUGCUGUGGAGGGGAUGGGAGUGCUCCCCGCAGGCUCCCUAGGAGGUAUGAGGUGAAACCCGCACACAGCAUGAGCAUCCCUCACUGCAGGACCCACAAGAGAUUGCAGGCAUCAUUUUGGGGCUGGACUGGGAAGACCUGGAGGUCCCACAGCAGUCGUGGUGGUGGUGGUGGUUGCGGGUUUGCCUGCAGGACGGAUACGAGGAGUGAGGCUGGGGAGCGAGCCCUUCCCUGACCCUCUGCUGGAGCUUUUCUUUGUAUAUACAGCUUGUACUGGGUUAUGAGAGAUAACUGAGAACUGCUGUCUCCUCCUUUCAUUCUUCUGCUUUCCUGAUGCUUUUUCCCCAAAGGAGCCGAGUUAAAAGCACAGAGCAGCUGCAGGCUCAGCUCCAAUGGGGACCUCAGUAGCAGGGACCACAAUUCCUCCUGGAUGCAAACAAGAAGCUGGCCCCAGCAUCCCUGCUCCAUGCCCACCUCCUUGUUUAUUUCCAGUCCCAGUGACUCACUUCUUCCUGGCCGCUCUAUUUCUAAGCCCUUCCCUCAGCUGCUCGGCUGCCAGCCCACCUUGGAAGGUCACCAAACCCUCUUCUCCUUUUUGCCCACCACCAAGCCCUAGACGGCAGCAGGCUGGGGCAGAGAGGCUGCCAAACCCAGGGUUCCUUCCUUUGUGGGACCAACCACUGCCCCGAAGCCACCCCAUGUGUACAAACACAGCACAGGGCUGUUUAUAGAGACCACACAGCUCAUGUUACCUUGGCACGGGUGCGAGGUCGGCUUGUCCCAUAAUGGCUUGUGAUCAGCAUUAACAUGCCUGUAAUGCUACAAGGACAUUCAAAGGGAUCUAGCUGGUGCCUUUCGCUGUUUUAUUUCUGUCCCACGCUCACCUCGGGUGAGGCAGGAGCUGCUGCAGGGCUUGGUGGAGUCCUUGCUGCAAGGAAAAAUGUUUAAACGGUGUCAAAAAACCUCCCAAAGAGCCCAGUACAGCUCAGAAAAUUGGAACUGUGCAUCUAUGGGGAUAUGAGCGACAGGAUGCAUCCACCGUGCCCCAAAAUGCCACCCCACGGCACCUGGCACCCACACACUGCAGUCACACGGUGCCACCUAGUGGCGAGGAGGACAGACAAAAGACCCAAAGGGAAGAAAAAAGGGUUUUUCACCCCAAAGCUGCCUGGUUUCGGGGUGGGAACUGGGGGACAGAGUGAAAAGCAGCUCAGAGGUCCAACGCUGAACAUGGCCCUGCGAGGGGCUCAUUGCUGGCAGGCUGGCCAUGCCACACGCACCUGACAGGGAAGCUGGUACAUGAGAACAGCUGCCUGCACAGCUGUGGCAGUUGGGCCACCCUCGCCUCACCAGCACCUUGUGAAGAACAACCCUGCCCCGACGCUCCUCUCAAGCGGCCAUCCCUGCACUACACCUUUCCUAUGGGAAGCCGCACAGAGG
This is a messenger RNA of Centrocercus urophasianus (Greater sage-grouse), 2101 nucleotides long. It is a transcript of the gene HSPB7, whose product is annotated as heat shock protein family B (small) member 7. Gene Ontology annotation, cellular component: nucleus; cytoplasm. Gene Ontology annotation, biological process: heart development. The transcript is spliced from 3 exons. The coding region runs from base 74 to 526 and encodes 150 amino acids. NCBI's taxonomy places the organism in Eukaryota, Metazoa, Chordata, Aves, Galliformes, Phasianidae. The record is from RefSeq and is a predicted model, not a curated record.